This is a messenger RNA of Dufourea novaeangliae, 1441 nucleotides long. RefSeq names its product RUS1 family protein C16orf58 homolog. The transcript has 9 exons. The coding region runs from base 22 to 1416 and encodes 464 amino acids. The record is from RefSeq and is a predicted model, not a curated record. Lineage: Eukaryota; Metazoa; Arthropoda; Insecta; Hymenoptera; Halictidae.
UUAAUCUUAGUGCAAAUCAGGAUGCAUGAGCGAUUACUGUUCAGCGAGACCUGGGGGGAUGAGAAAAACAGGUUUUUUGUGAAAUCAAAAGAUGAGCAUUCGAUAACCGAAUUGUUAUCAGACACGACUAGGACGAAGUCUUUUUAUUCCGGUUUCGUAUCGAUUGUCAAGGAGGUAUUUUUGCCUCAAGGAUAUCCCGACAGUGUUCACCAAGACUAUACUCCCUAUCAAAUAUGGGACAUUGUACAGGCAUUCGCAAGUACCAUAAUAGGUACCCUGACAACACAUUCCAUUAUGCAAGGGGUAGGUGUAGGUGAAGCUGCUGCAACACCACUGGCAGCAGCAAUAACAUGGAUAUUAAAAGAUGGAACUGGGAUGGUCGGCCGUAUUGUAUUUGCAUGGUUGCAUGGGACAGAUUUAGAUGGACAGUGUAAAAAGUGGAGACUUUUUGCAGAUAUUCUUAACGAUUUAGCAAUGGGAAUAGAAUUACUCUUACCUUACUUCUCUCCUUAUUCUCUUGUAAUAUUAUGCAUUUCAACAACAAUGAAAUCAAUUGUUGGUGUAGCUGGUGGAGCAACCAGGGCAGCACUUACACAGCAUCAGGCAUUGCAGAAUAAUUUGGCAGAUGUUUCAGCCAAAGAUGGAAGUCAAGAGACAUGUGUGAAUUUAAUAGGAUCUUUUGUAGGAAUUUUAGUACUUUCUAUUUUUCACAGUGGCCGAUACAUAAUGGAACUCUAUCUCUUUCUGGUGGUAGUCCAUCUAUAUGCAAAUUACUCGGCUGUGAAAGCUCUACGUUUAAAUUCUUUAAAUGAAGACCGCUUAGUAUUAAUAAUCAAAAGUUACAUUACUAACGAAGUCAUUCCCGAACCUGGAGAAGUUAAUAAAAACGAAUCAGUACUGAUGCUCUCAAAACCUACAAUGAGUUUAUGUGGAUUUAACAUAAAAAUGGGCAUCUCCCUUGCCACUCUCAUAAAGAAAAAUAUAAUUUCGACAAGCGACAUUGAACUAUUAUUAAAACUCUUUUUAGAUAGGAAAUAUUUGAUUUCUAUUGAUGUACAGAAUAGAACUAUUUUUAUAUGUUUUAAAAAAGAUGCGCAACCAUCGGACGUUUUAGAAGCGUAUUUUCAUGCUUGCCUUUGCGGCUUGUUCAUUUGUAUGUCUCUUAAAGUGCCACUUGAUCUUUUCUUAAAACCGGAAGUGAGUGAUGUAUCAUAUCCCUUAAUGCGCCUUUAUGCAUUUAAUAAGAAAUACUCUGCUUUAAACAAUGGCGCACGAUCAUCGAAAGCUAUAGAAAGCAUUUAUGCUACUAAUUUAUUGAUUUCCAAUGAAUACAAAGCAUUUAUUAGUGGCCUUGAGAGUAAAGGGUGGAUAACGGACACUAAUUUGCUACCGGUAGCAGCUUGGAGAUUUUUUUAAAGAUCGUAAAAUGGUAAAAGAGAAG